Xiphophorus hellerii (green swordtail) is the source of this 7042-nucleotide messenger RNA. RefSeq names its product WT1 interacting protein (gene wtip). The coding region runs from base 1719 to 3851 and encodes 710 amino acids. Gene Ontology annotation, biological process: response to hypoxia; cytoskeleton organization; regulation of DNA-templated transcription. Lineage: Eukaryota; Metazoa; Chordata; Actinopteri; Cyprinodontiformes; Poeciliidae. The record is from RefSeq and is a predicted model, not a curated record. The transcript is spliced from 8 exons. Gene Ontology annotation, cellular component: P-body; adherens junction; nucleus. Gene Ontology annotation, molecular function: transcription corepressor activity.
AAAGCCAUUGACAACCUGAGUUUUCACAAAAUACUUAGUUGGAAAGUUGUAGAAAAGGUCCACUAGCAACAAGGAUAAGCAGUUGCUAGUGGACUGAAAGGAUUUUGAGGCAAAGCCUAUUCAGCAGGUUGAGGGAUAUUCAUAAGGCGUUGACAGCAAUUGGAGUCAGAGAGUCAAGAACACCAGACUAAAGUAUCCAGGAAAUGAUACAACUGUCACAUUCCUUGUGUUAAGUCACUCCUGAACUACAGGCAAGAUCAGAAGGAGUGUUGCUUAGUGGUCCAAAGUCUUCUUCUCAGCUACAUUUUAUAUUUCAUUUAAAAGGUAGGCCUAAAAUCUGGAUGAACAAUGGCGAGUCACAGAAUCCAAGCUUCUUCAGAGCCAGUGAGAAGUUUUCACAGUCAGUGAUGAUCUGGUGAGUCGUGUCAUCAGUUGGUGUAGAUCCAUUCACUUUCAUCAAACCCACCAGGAAAUCUUAGACCAGCUUUAAGCUAGUCUGACAGACUUUUUGAAAAUGCUUAUUUAAUUUUCCUGCUGUACUUAUCAGUGAACAACACUGGCAAAAAAUACUAAUAUCUGCUUUAAUAGUCACUCUGCCGGACCUAAACGGAACAAACAAUCUGUGGAGUUUUGUUAAGAUGAGAGACUUCUGACUGAAGUACACAGUUUAGCAAAAUGGACUGCCUUAAAGCCUCAGCAUAAGCACAACUUAAUUUUUCCACAGCACUGAUGAGGUCUUGUAGGUAAAAGGAGCCCAGUCUAAAUAUAUGCCAAGAUAUAUUAAUCAAAGCUAACAGAAAUAUAAGCUUGAAAUAUACAUAUUAAAUAAAAUAACAUGUUUCACUUUUUGAUUUCAUUUACUGAAAUUGACUUGGGAACAAUUUUCUGAUGCAUUUGAUAUGUGUAGCCUAAUAUAGCAUUAUAGUUUGGUAACAGGCGCUAAAUGAAUUUUUAGCGCUUGUUUUCAGAUAAAUCGUGCAAUAGAGAAAUAAAAAAAAGCAGAGAAACUCCUGUUGAUCUCUGUUGAGUGAACGGCAUUUCUGCUGCAGGAGGACUCGGACCAGGUGAAGCAUGCUUUGUGGCGUAUUUCAGUCUGCACAGGAUGAAUGCAGAUGUCCCCUUCUCUCUAAACUAUUCUCUUCAGACUCGGGCAGCCCCUUGCUGAGUUGGUCGCAAUCAUUGUUUCUCUGCAGCAUUAACCACAUUCCAGAGAGGCGCAUCGCAUCCCGUCUCCUUCCCCACAUUCCAGAGAGGCGAACGAGUCCCCCGCGUAAACACGCCUUUAAAUUCAAUUCCUCUGCUCUCACUGCACACAUACCAGAGUAAGAAGCAUAUGUGUGGAAUAUGGGAUUAUCCAACACCGUCUAGUUUCCACUGAAGCGGCUGUAAGGGAAAUCUAGAGGAAAAACCAACAAGGAGAAAUUCCUCCGCGCAGCGCGCCAUUGACUGUAAAGACCUUUCAAGUUAACAAAAACUGAAGUUGACAAACGCGUCGCUGUCGGCUGAUACUGUGAGAAAGAGUUUGGUUUUCGGCGCUGGGGGGGAAGCGGAAGGGGACGAUGCGGCUUGCGGUGCGGGUUUGCGCCUCGGCCGGCGGUUUUGCGUGAAGGAGCGACGGCUGCGCGGCGGCGUUUUGUUUUGAUUUCCAUGUGAAACACAAUUAGAGCUCCGUGGAGCGCAGCGCACUUUCAACUUGUUUCUCGCCUCUGGAGCGCAACAUGGAGCAUUAUGAGGAGGACCUGGGACUCCGGGCCGCUACCCUGAUGGAGGACCUUUCUCUGUACGAAGCCUACAAAGACGGGAUGUACAACGCGAGGAGGGACUUGGUGAUAAACCCAGAUUUGGACUUCUCCGCUCCGGCGGUGGCGGGGCUGAAAACCAAGCCGAUGAAUGGUACCUCUGUGCUCCACCAGCAGCAUCACACUUUGGAGAAUUUCACGCCGGGGAAUAAAGUGUACAACGCGGCUCCUGUGCGUCCCGUGAACUGCAGCCGGCCGGUUCCCGUGGAUUUCUGCGCCCCUCAGAGAGACUCUCUGUACAGUGAGGAGGGCUGCUGCACCAAAUCCGAAGUGGCUCUGCCGUGCUACUCUGGCACGUCCGAGAGGCACCGGAGGUACUCCUUAGAGGUGCAGGGCCACAGGUACAGCACCGGCUCCACCUUUGAUGGAGUGCCUCUCAACAAAGCGGUGCCGCUGCCCGGCAACAGGUGCAACAGUGUCUGCAUAACCAGCAGCCACGACGGGAGGUACGGCGCCGCCAGUCCCCGCUCCAGCCUGGCAUCGUCUCUGUCCUCUCAGGAGCAAAGCAAGCAUGCCAGCCCACGAUCGAGCAUCAGCAGCCCGCGCACCAGCCUGGUGGUACCGGGUCAGGAUAGGUACACCAGCCCCAGGUCCAGCUUGGUUCACUGUGAGGGCAACAGCAUCCUCAGCCCUCGAUCCAGCUAUGCAAGCACGGCCAGUGACACGAGCAAACACUCCAGCCCCCGGACCAGCCUCAACAGCUGCGACUGCUGCAGCAAGCCCAGCAGCAACCGAACCAGCGGCAUCAGCAUGGGCUACGACCAGAGGCACACCAGCCCCAGGUCGAGCACGGCCAGCCAGUACUCCUUCACCACCAGCCCGAGAUCCAGCUACUCUGACUCACGGUACGGGCCUGUGGUCAACCAUGACCUGGAGGGGUCCAUGAUGCUGCACGCUGCGCCGCUGGCCAGUCCCCGCUCCAGCAUCUGCAGCCAGGACGGGAGUGCCAGGCCGGGGACUGCGGCGAACUGCGUGGUCAGCCCGCGGUCCAGCAUCUCCAGCCACAGCUCCAGAAGCUCCCGCAGCUCCCGGGGGUCAAUGAGCACCUACCCGGACCUGCAGAUGCCCUCGCCCAGGUCAUCCAUGCUGGGCAGCGGUCUAACCGAGGACACCUUACUGCAGGAGUUCGGAGACUCUAACGGGGCUCAGAUUCGCACCCGUCUGCAGACGGUGUCCGAACCGCAGCCGCAGCUGGCUCAAGCGGGAGGGACGGUGGAGAUAAGCGCCGGCUCGUCGUUCUCCUUUAGCUAUGGCGUGUCGUCAAAGACGGCCUCUUCAGGGCAGAGGUAUAAGUUACCUUACCAGGUGACCCCCAGCCGAGAGAAUGGGCCGAGCCAGGCGGAGAAACGGCUGGAGGCGCUCACCUUGGAGCUGGAGAAGGAGUUGGAGAUGCACAUGAAAAAGGAAUACUUUGGUAUCUGCGUGAAAUGUGGGAAGGGUGUGUACGGGGCCAGCCAGGCAUGCCAGGCCAUGGGGAACCUCUACCACACCAACUGCUUCACCUGCUGCUCAUGUGGGAGGAGGCUACGAGGGAAGGCCUUCUACAACGUCAACGGGAAGGUGUACUGUGAGGAGGACUUCCUGUACUCUGGUUUCCAGCAGACGGCAGAGAAGUGCUUUGUGUGUGGUCACCUCAUCAUGGAGAUGAUACUCCAGGCGCUGGGCAAGUCCUACCAUCCGGGCUGCUUCCGCUGUGUUGUGUGUAAAGAAGGGUUAGACGGAGUGCCUUUCACCGUAGAUGUGGAAAACAACAUCUACUGUGUCAAAGACUACCACACGGUUUUUGCUCCGAAGUGUGCUUCGUGCAACCAGCCCAUCCUUCCUGCCCAGGGUUCUGAAGAGACCAUCCGGGUUGUUUCUAUGGACAAGGACUACCAUGUGGAGUGUUACCACUGUGAGGAUUGUGGUCUUCAGCUGAACGAUGAGGAAGGCCACCGCUGUUAUCCACUUGAAGGCCACCUUCUCUGCCACAACUGCCACAUCCAACGACUCCAGUCAAAGUUGCCCACCCACCCGCCCCCGAACUACCCCCUCCAUGUGACUGAAUUGUAGGAAGGAGACCCAGCUCCACCUUCGAGAUGAUCCAGGACACCAGCAGUGGGGUGAAGAGGGAUGGUUGCCCACUCCUCCAGCAGUCAUGGUCAUGAUUCCAAGCGCUGCACCCCCAGCUACACAAAGGGUUUCCAUUCUUCUCUUUCUCCUUAUCAUUUGGGUGCAUAAUCCAAAACCAGACUCACCCAGAGGGCCCCAAGUAGAACCAACCUUUGACGUUUUCACCCUGUUAAGGAAGCAGUUCCUGGAAUUCCUGUUCUUUGACUGAAGAGCUUCACUGCAGCAUUGUCACAGCAGAGAGAACGAGCCUCCGGCGUUGGCCGGGCCAGAUGGGCAGUGCCUUCAGAGUGUUUUCUCUCUCCGUGCAGCUUUCAACACUGAAACAGAGCCCUGCAAAAGGCUAUGCAAAGGACCCCCAGCAUCAUGACGCAGGGCUGUGAAGAAAAACAAACGACUCUGCACCGUGUCGACGUCACAGUAGCACCACAAGCCCAGAGAAACCGACUGACAUUCCAAGUAGAUGUCCAAGAUGACACCUCGAGAGAUUCACAAGCAGUGUCUUAAUUAAUGAUUAUAUUAUGGACAGAAAGAAACCUUUAGAUGCACAUAGGUCGUCUUUUUAUAUAUGAAUAUAUAUUUCGCAGACGUUUUCCACAUAAGAUCCUAGAUGUAGAUUGUAUUUUUUUUAUGUAUGUGUAUCUGUGAGCGUGACAUAAUUGGAGGUGUAACUGAAGCCUCCGCAGCUUUUGGGUCUGUUGCAUCAUCUCUCCUAGAGUCGCUUCAUGUCUGUCAGAGGGUCAGAGAUCCACAGGUAGCAGAUGUGGGUCUUGUAGUUUUUGCUUGCAGUUCUUUUAUUCUAUUUUAAGUACAUAGACGCAGUUCAUUUUGUUACAAAUUUGUUAUUUUUAAGCAAAUUUAUCCCUGCCAAGCUGAUGUUUGCGUACUCCAAAUAGUAAUUUUAAACAUACUGUGCAGCGUGCUGCACCUUUCAUUCGAAAUUUAAAUUCAGGAACUGACUCAAAACAGCCGUUCCACCCAAAUAUUCAAAAAAAGUUGGAAAUUUCCAGAAUUCAGCUUCUUUCUUUCUUUUCAUCAAUUCUAACGAAGCUGCUUAAAGUUGAAUAACAUAACUGCAUGCUCACCUAAAAAUAUUUUUUUCCUUCAGCAUUUAUUUCCAAACACUAUUAUUUUAUCAUAUAAAUCACAUCAUCCAUGACUAUGAGCAAGCUUCACUUGUCCACAUAAGUGUAUCUCAAUACAUUAGAACAUUAUGAAAAUGUUAAUUUAUUUCAGAAAUUUUGUUUAAAUAUGAAACCGCUAUUGUUUUAAUUCAUAACAUACGGAGUGUUAUAUUUCAAGCCAUUAUUUCUGUUAAUUUGGAUAAUGGCUUGUAGCUUAACAAAAUUCAGUUCAAUUAAUAUUUAGGACCGAUUGAAAAAAGAUUUAUAUCGUAGAGAUGUCAGACUACUAAGAAUUACGUAUGUUCUUGUACUGUAUGGUACAGUAUAUGCUCUCAAUACUUCCAUGAAUUAAUGCAUCAAUGAGCAAGGAGGUGAUCAGCACUGCUUAGGUAUUUUCCUUAAACUCAACUUUCCAUUAAUAUUUAGAUAUUGCAUUCAAAAAAUCAGUUUCUCAGAACAUUUUUGUGUUACUUAUGAAAAUUGGAUUUUGGAAACAUAUUAAUGGAAAGUUGAGUGAAAGAAAGAAGUGUGGUUAUUCUGUAAUAACUAUAAAACUAUAAUUGUAGUCCCACAAAUUAUGCCAUUCUUUUUGCAAUUACUCUACAUGAGUUUUGGGGUGGUUGUGCAACACUUUUUUUUACUGAAGUAAAUAAACCUUUCAAUGAUAGUCUAAUUUAUUGAGAUGCGCUCGUAUGUCCCAUUGCGUUCUGCACAGUCUGCUAAUGUGUUAUGUGGGAAGAGGGGAUACUUGAAAUCAUGGAGCUGCUGGUCCCACCCAUGUGCUUGUUUAAGGGAUCCCCACCCAUCGUUGCUUGUGUGUGUGUGUGUGUUCUCGCGAUCACAAGCACUUAUGUGUUGGCGUGUGUGUGUGUAUGAGUCCAUAGGAAGACAUUAGACUAAAAAAAAAAACCCAUUGUCAAACUGUUUCUUUCACAUAUCAUUGAGUUUUGAAACAUUCUUUUUAUUUCUGCUUGUACCAAUUCUCGCUUAAACAUUCCUUGGAUGUUAAUGGUUUGAAUCCAGAAUUCAAAAUUGCUUACUAUAAAGCAAACAAUUGAGUUUCUGUACAUUUUUGCAGAUGAACCCCAACGGUUUGUGCUUAUAAAAGCAGCCGAUUGAAAUAUCUAUGUGUGUGUGUGUGCGUGUUUGAUAGUGAGAGAGAGUAUAUGUGUACUAGUGGCAGGCCCCUGGCACAUGCACCUCACUGUGUUUGCAGGGCAGCGCAGCAACCAGCAGGAUGACCCUGAUUAUCUCUGUUAAAAUCUGACGAUGACAUUAAAAGAUGCUGGAACCGAUGCAUCCAAUUUUCUCUGUAGUACAUCCGUCGCCCAUCUGAGGUUGUAGCUAGAGCGGGGGGGGGAAAAAAUGUCACCAACCAUGUUGUGCAUACACUGACCCAUACUGUAAUGCUGUAAUACACUCAGUUGUGAAUAAAUACUACUGAAUGUGUUUAAAACAGAGAGUGAAGGCAGGGGUCAUCAUGUGAAUGUAAUAUAUAGUGUUUGUAAAAGCAGAGAAGAAAAUGACUGCAAACUGUAUGAUCAACCUCACCUUUCUUGCAAGGUUCAAGUAACGUGUGCUGUACUUGAAGACUGAGGCAUUCUAUGAAUUAAUCUAAUAUUGCCCAAGAAAAACUUAACAAAAACAGAUUGUAUCCCCUUGAAAGAUGUCUUAAUUUACUUUUUUAAAAUACUACUUUGAUUUGUAUUUCAUAAAGAGGCUAGUUUUUUAUUUUUAUUUUGCUUCCUAUCAAAAAAAAAAAAUCACUUGGAAAGAGAUGACUUCUACUGUUAGUUCCAUCAAGCACAUCUCAACACCUGUCACAUCGUUUUGUAAACCUCAGUGUUUUGAUUACCUAGAUGGUUCAUUUAAAAAAGGAGACUAGAUUUAUUUAUCUAAACAUGAAAAGGUCUAAAGUUAUUUAAUGUAUUAAAAUCGGGACGUAUCAUUUAACUGUAGAUGACAUAAUCUGCUUUUUCAAUAAAGUGGUUUUGUAGCUAACUGUAAAAA